AUCGAUACAGUGGAAAUUCCAUAAAAAUGAAAACAUUAGCAUCAUUUCAUGGCCUGCUCCUGAUCAUUUUCCUUACUGGCAUUAAUGGCGACUGCGGCUGCAACAAGCUGGACAGAGACGCGACUGUCGUGGAGGCGUCGGAUCAAGUGUGCCAGCAACAGGCUCGAAAUACGAACAAGCACUAUCGUGACUACUAUGCUGAGCCGGAGCCCGAGAUCGAGGGCAUGUCUCUGAUACCCGGUGGAAGCGUACACAUUGGCACCGACAACCCUCACUUCCAGGCGGACCGGGAGUCGCCCGAGCGUUUGGUUAAACUGAAGGACUUCUACUUGGACAAGCACGAAGUGUCCAACGCCAAGUUUGAGGAGUUUGUGUCGGCCACCAACUACACGACUGAAGCGGAACGGUUUGGCGAUAGCUUCCUGUUCAAGACACUGCUCAGUGCGGCAGAGCAGAAGCGUCUCGAGGACUACCGCGUGGCUAGUGCGCCCUGGUGGUACAAGGUCAGUGGUGUUGGCUGGCGAAAUCCCAACGGCGUCGACACCAACCUGAACGGUCUCGAGCAGCAUCCCGUGGUGCAUGUGUCCUGGCGCGAUGCUGUUGCCUACUGCACCUGGGCCGGUAAGCGUCUGCCCAGCGAAGCAGAGUGGGAGGCGGCCUGCCGAGGGGGCAAGCAACGCAAACUCUUUCCGUGGGGCAACAAGCUGAUGCCCAAGGAGCAGCACUGGCUGAACAUCUGGCAGGGUGACUUUCCAGAUGGCAACACGGCUGACGAUGGAUACGAGGGCACCUGCCCGGUGGACAGGUUCCGCCAGAAUGUGUACGACCUCUACAAUAUGGUGGGCAAUGUCUGGGAAUGGACUGCGGACUUGUGGGACACGAACGACGUCGGCGAGAGUCCAAAUCGCGUGAAAAAGGGCGGCUCAUACUUGUGUCACAAGUCCUACUGCUUCCGCUACCGCUGUGCGGCCCGUUCGCAAAACACCGAGGACAGCUCGGCCGGGAAUCUGGGCUUUCGGUGUGCCAAGGAUGCGUGAAACAGCAUGGCAAGUUCGUCGUUCUUUGGAUAUUUUGUACGUUUGUGAGAUCACAAUUUGGAAUUAUACUCACAUUGGUGGUCUUAAACUA
Molecule: messenger RNA, 1128 nt
Organism: Drosophila obscura
Lineage: Eukaryota; Metazoa; Arthropoda; Insecta; Diptera; Drosophilidae
Product: formylglycine-generating enzyme
Exons: 2
Coding region: 27-1037 (336 amino acids)
Cellular component (GO): endoplasmic reticulum
Source: RefSeq, a predicted model, not a curated record